Messenger RNA from Cimex lectularius (bed bug), 2144 nucleotides. Its product is annotated as ABC transporter G family member 23-like. Lineage: Eukaryota; Metazoa; Arthropoda; Insecta; Hemiptera; Cimicidae. The coding region runs from base 12 to 2096 and encodes 694 amino acids. Gene Ontology annotation, molecular function: ATP binding; ATP hydrolysis activity; ABC-type transporter activity. The record is from RefSeq and is a predicted model, not a curated record. Gene Ontology annotation, cellular component: membrane. The transcript has 15 exons.
GUCAACAGUAGAUGAAAAUAAUUCAACGUUGGUUUAGGAGCGGAAUGGACGAAACAGACAUGGAUGAAAUAACGACGAUGAAUACGCCCAAGACGUGUGUCGAGGUGAAAAACGCCUACAAAAGUUACCCUGGAAAAGGAAUUGUACUCAAAUCGUUAAACUUGUGCGUCAAAGAAGGGACAAUUUGCAGUCUUCUGGGCCCGAGCGGUUGCGGUAAAACGACACUGUUGAGCGCUUUGGUUGGAAGGACAAGGCUCGACUCUGGUCAAAUAACCAUGAACGUUGCCUACAGAUCAGAAAUUGGUUAUAUGCCUCAGGAAUUAAGCCUUUACCAGGAGUUCAGCAUAAAAGAGCACAUGAUGUAUUACGGAUUCCUCCACUCCAUGGAUAGAGAUAACAUUACGCAAAGAAUGAUUGAACUUAUCGACUUCCUCGAACUACCCGACGUGGAAAGCAUAAUUGCCCAUUUAAGUGGAGGACAACAACGCAGAGUAUCACUGUCCAUUGCUCUUCUUCACAACCCGAAACUUCUUAUCCUCGACGAGCCGACCGUCGGCGUAGAUGUCAUCCUCUGUCGCAGUAUAUGGGACAAAUUAGUUCGAAUGUCGCGAGAAGGUAAAACGAUUAUUAUAACUACUCAUUAUAUAGAAGAGGCCAAACGUUCAGACAUGAUUGCAUUUCUAAGAAAUGGUGUUAUGCUAGCAAAAGAUGAACCAGACCGACUAUUGGAAAUUCAUAAUUGCGACACGCUAGAGGGAGUCUUUCUAAAACUAUGUAAACAAGACAUGGACAGGAAUGAUUGUAAUUACGAUGAAAUGAAAACAGCAAACUUGGUCAAAUCCAAGCAGGAGUGUCAUUUAAAAAGUGACGAUUUCUUCAACUGGAAUCGAAUGGUGGCUUAUAUGUUAAAAAACUUUUUCUGGAUGAAGAGAAACACACCAAUGAUGCUGUUCACUCUCGGCCUCCCUAUCCUUCAGUGUACAUUAAUUAGUCUUGCGGUAGGGGAGGACCCAAAAGGUUUGUCCCUGGGAAUAAUAAAUGACGAAAUGCCAAGGCAAAUGUGGCUUGGAUGUUAUGACCAUCCAGUGAUCGGCUGUACAGAGAAUUUUCGGCUGUCUUGCCUUUAUAUCAACAUAUUAAAAAAGAAACCAAUUAUUAUUAAGGAGUACACCGAAGUGGAUUUGGCUUUAAAAGCAGCAAAACAAAACAAAUUAUGGGGUGUGGUUCAUUUCAAUAAGAAUUACACAAAAGCGAUUGUACAAAGAUUUACAAAAAGGAACGAAAUAAAUGACGAAACUAUUAAUGACAGUGAAGUCAACGUCUGGCUCGAUAUGUCCAAUUACGUCAUUGGAUCAGUAAUGAAAAAAUAUUUGACCAAAACGACUAUCGAAUUCACCAAGGCAAUCAGCAAUCGUUGCAAUUUCUCAAAGGGAAACGACAAUAUUGCACUGAAGAUGGAAGCGCCCGUUUUUGGAAGCAGAGUUGCAAGCUUUCGUCAAUUCAUGACACCUGCGAACGCUGUUCUAUUUGAAUUUUUCCUUCCAAUGAUGUUCACUUUAGGAGCUUUGCUCAUGGAAAAAAAUUCAGGAUUGCUAGAAAGAAGUCUGGCUGCAGGUCUUAGCUUAUUAGAAGUAGGACUUGGUCAUUUUGUUCUUCAGUUUUUGAUAAUCAUAAUUCAAACAGUUUUAAUGAUGUUUGUGCUAUUUGACGUUUUUGACAAUCCAAUCUACGGCAGUAGAAUUGCUUGUUUGAGCCUUUUAUUGUUGAUAGGAAUCUGCGGUAUGUUUUACGGCUUUCUGAUCGCUGCUGUUUGUACUUCAUUUACCAUUGCCGGCUGCCUUGGAAUCGGAAGCUAUUUUCCACUAUUCAUGCUGAGCGGUGCGAUAUGGCCUUUGGAAGGAAUGCAUUAUAUACUUCGAUACAUGUCCUUGAUUCUUCCAAUAACAACAUCAGUCGAGUGUUUCAGGGCACUGUCUAUAAGGUCAUGGCCGAUAACAAACCCAGUCGUAUACGGAAGUAUUUUAUCGCUUAUUGCGUGGAUAAUUAUAUUCGCUAGUUUAACAAUUGUAGCUCUAAGGUACAAAUCUUUUGCAUAAAAUGUCCAACUGUAUAAUAAUUUUUCAAUAAACAUUAUAAAUGUCUAA